AUGGAGGCUAGCCGCCGGAGGCCCGGGGAGAGGGCGACGUCCAAUUUCUCCACCACCUGCAGGAAGCUCAGCCAGUACCUCAAGGAGAAGGGUGGCUUCGGGGAAGUCGGCCUCAGUAUGUCCAACGCCGGCCGCCGGGACGAAGGUGGUGACCUCUCUCUCUCUCUCCCUUCCUCCCUCUCUCUUUCUCUCUCUCUCUCUCUCUCUCUCUCUCUCUCCCCCUCUCUCUUUUUUCUCUCUCUCUCUCUCUCUCUCUCUCCCUCUUUCUCCCCCUCUCUCUUUUUUCUCUCUCUCUCUCUCUCUCUAGUCGCCGGCUAGCGAUUCGUCUUGUUGUGUUCCAGCGAAGGAUGAGACUCGGAGGACGAUGAAUCUGCUGCCCGGCGUGACGGUCUCCUCAGGCGGUGGCUCGGAAGACAGGCCGCCGACGGCCAACAAGGGGGCAGUUUCCGACUGUCUGAAGGUGCCGCCUUCCCCGGUGGCGGACAGGUGAGCAACAACGGGGGGGAAGGAAGGGAGGGCGGCGGUGGGCGGCGCUGACUUUGCCAAUAAUGGAUGCAGGGAGAACCGGGGCGACCAGAUGACGAUAUUCUACGGCGGAAAAGUCGUCGUCUUCGACAACUUCCCCGCCGACAAGGCGAGGGAACUCAUGGCCUUGGCUGUCCGGCGACAGGCCCUCCAUCCCCCGCCGGCCGUUCCCCGGUGGCUUCCCCCUCCUCCACAUCACCACUUGACCACCGCCGCCGUCGCCAACAUGACCUCCACCUCUUCCAUUGACCAGGAGCCCCCCCGGAAGUCUCCGCUCCCGGCUUCCUCAGGUAGAGAGAUGCCGGAAAAACUUGGCCACAGAUCUAACACGCCGCCGUGGGGUCGACCGCUGACUUGUGGGUUUGAUGCAGAUCUCCCCAUUGCGAGGAGGGUUUCGCUCCACCGCUUCCUGGAGAAGAGGAAAGAUCGGUCGGUCUUCCGCCAUUUCAUUUUUUCAUGCGUAUUCCUUCUCUUGGACCUUAGUUUUUUUAUGAUUUUUUGUCUCCCCUCAGGAUCAUCUCCAAGGGGCCUUAUCAGUUCAACAGUCCGUCCUCCUUUCCGUCUCCGGCCAGAGGGGAGGCGGCGGCGGCGGCGGAGGCGGAGGAGGAAGAAGAGGAGGCCCAGCGGUGGCUCGCCCUGGAGGAUCUCCGCCGUUGA
This is a messenger RNA of Spirodela intermedia, 1182 nucleotides long. The record is from the annotation of a GenBank genome assembly. NCBI's taxonomy places the organism in Eukaryota, Viridiplantae, Streptophyta, Magnoliopsida, Alismatales, Araceae.